Lingula anatina is the source of this 3433-nucleotide messenger RNA. RefSeq lists its product as uncharacterized. The record is from RefSeq and is a predicted model, not a curated record. Lineage: Eukaryota; Metazoa; Brachiopoda; Lingulata; Lingulida; Lingulidae.
AAUUACCCAGGGAGAGUGUAUUCGCCCUCCUGUAGGACGUCUUUCAAGAGCAACAACAAGGUCGACGAGACCAAAACACGGAGUGAGCGCCGAACACAAACCAGAAACAGAGCGGACUUUAUAUUUUGCAAGAGGUUUACAUCACAUCUGCCUGCUGUUGAGUGUUUGAGAUAUGCCAGAAUUAAGUUUGAACGUUAAAAUGUUUCCACUUCUUAUUCUGGCUAUUUUACCCAUGUUUUCGACGGCGCGGCCGAUGUACUCUGAGGAAACAGCUUCAGAGAUGGAAAGAGAACCGUCCUUUCUACAAUUUAUGGUAUCAGACUACCUGAGACAUUUUAAUACACCUGCCGCAGAACGCUUUUCGUCGCAAAGCGCGAUGUUGACGAGCACAGAAACACCUGACAUUAACUCUAAGGCACAAGGUACCCGGUUACAAGCCAUCCUGUCAAAUUUAGAGCAAGUGGAAAAGGGUGGUUCUUACAGAAAAAACGACGACGAGCAAUAUUCCGAGGCAGAGGGUUUUGAAAAAACAUUUGACGGCGCUAUGCAAAAUGAUGGAGAUUUUGGCAGUUUUGGUAGUAUUUCACCAAAGUAUAGUGACAAUGCCAACUUGAAUGACUUCAGAACAAAUUCUGUUCCGGAUCAAAAUUUUCGAACAUCCUUUUUUCCUGAUGAUGUUGACGCUUUCAGAACGUCUUCAUCCAGAAACGAAGUUCCUGCGGUGCACGAUGAUUAUCCGUAUAAAAAUCCUUCAAAACUCUCGACAAACAAAUUUGCCUCUCCAGAGUCCGAUUUUGGAGACUACUUUGAGCAAUUCCGCCCUGAGCAAAAUAAUGCAAACGAAGGGCAAUUCCACAGCGACCCUGAUGACCUCGGAUUUGGUUCAUUUGGAAACUUUGCAGGGAGCUCAAGUGAUAGUGACAGCAAGGGGGUCGACAGCGGUGCCUCUUCAUUUGGCGGUUUUGGCUCAUUUGCAAGCGAUAAUGGAAUGCAAAGUACAAAAUCAGCAUCAACAGACAAUGGCUUUUUUGGCGGCUUUGGUGGUGGUUCUUACGGUUCAAAGACAGUGGUAGAAGGCUCCGGAGCAACCCCUAUGCAGCAAAAUGGGUUUGUAGAAAACUCGAAAGACUGCGCUACCAUCGACACAAAGACGUGUUCUGCAGACGACGAAUGCUCGUGCCACGGGUUUUACCAUUGUUCAGCAGGGAGGUGUAAACUUCACGGGGAGCCCGCCCAAUCAGCAGGUCCCACCCCUCAAGGUACCUACGGUCCAGCCCUUCCGGAACAUCAGCUUGGCCUCGUGGGUUGAACACACGCGCUGUUGCCACGAGCAGUGUCGUCAGCAUUGCGCCUACGCACAAUCAUGGCAUACGUUAGAAGCCAACAUCUCUAUUCUUUAACAAAGAAGACAAAAAGAUGGGUUACUCAACGCCAUCUUUACAUUCCGUUGAUAUGUGAUACCAUAUGUGUAAUCUAGGGUUAUGUUUACAAUAAUAAUAAAAAACUGAGGUCAUAAUAAGAUGUAAAUAAUACAUUAUAAUGAAGAACUGGCUAGUUAUGCUUUUUCAGUGUCAUGACCUUGGCGAAUUUAACACCUUUGUUUCUACUAGGGUUAGGCCUACAAAUCUGAAAAAAGAAGGUCCAAAUUAUUGGCUAACAUUUUGUCAUUUAGUGUCGUUAUUCGUCGCAUCUUAUUCUCAUCAGUUGCUAUAGAUGUCAUAUCGUUAACAUUGGGUAACCAUCUGUGUGUGUUAAUAUGACAGCGGUGUAGCUUUCGCUGAACGCUUUUAUUUAGAAGUAAUUCAUCCCGAUUAGCAGGCACAAUAAGUUCACCGACACAUAUCUAGUUGUUAUUACUGCACCUGAAAAUAGAAUGAUUAUAUUAGAUUCGUUUUAUUAGAUAUCAAGUUUUGAAUUAAUCUGGAGUAGCCACUUUAUUUCUUUGUGAUCAAUUCAUUUUGUUUAUCAUCGAGUACAUGUUGGCAUCGGUCACACCUUUUGUCUAUCUAUGUCAUGUUACUUGCCGUAUGGCUAUCUAUGGCCUGUGGUACUUUUAAAACUGCUCUUAUAAAUCAUACUAAAAAUAUCACGCUUAGAAAUUUGAAAUAGUAUAUGAUCACCCUAAAACUAUCACGCUUUGUAUUACGAACAGAGAAAGGCGAACACUAGAACCGUUUGUUGCCUUAUCUUUUACGGAUGACGGCAUGCAUUCUUUAGCGGUCGUUGGCUUGAAAGAAGUGAUGUUAUUUUAUUUGGGCGUGUUUGAACUUCUAUCACUAGUAAUGAAUUGUUUUUGUUUUCCUAUUGUGAUGAAUAAAAUGAUGAAUUGCAAGGUACUUUUCACUUGGGACUAUUAGACUCGAACAGUUAUCGCUAAUUGCUGCACAGUUGCUUAUUUUAUACUUAAGAAGAAAUCAACUACCCCUCUACGUUCUAAAUUAAUCUUUUUGUGCUGCAGAAUCAGUUAAGGUUUGUUACUGCAUUAAAAGUCGAUGCCGUAAUGACGGACAAAUGAUUUUUCAGGACAACAAGGGCGUUAUCAAGUGUAAGACACAGGAUAUACAGACGGUUGAUAGAAACUAAUGACGCAUUAUUGUUAUGGGAGAUGUAAGUUAUCUCCAGUGAAUGCCUUGCUUCCCUUGCACACUUAAACAUAUAUUGUUAUUUGAUAAACGAGCCAUUAAGUCUAAGGGUUGAUUUGAACAUGUUAAAAUCGUGUAUGGUAUUGAAAAGGCUAUUUUAGAUAACAUACCUAAGCUUGUGCGUGCGUCUUAAGCCAGCUCAUGCAAACUUUAAUUUUAUCUCGUUUUACGUGGUUGUCAAUUGCUAUGAUAAACACCUAUUUUUUACUGUAACAUGACAUUUGACUAAUCGGGUUGAAACCGCUAUUUUGCAGAAAGAAAAAAGCGCUAUUUAAGAUAAGAUCACAAUACUGGUGUCGUGUAUCAAAAGCCGAACCUUUUCAACAGAUUGUUACAUAUAGAAACACUUACCAUUUGUGAUAUUUGAUUUACCACGUCGAAACCGUUAACGUUAAAGUAGAUGUACUUACAUGUUACUUAAGACUCGUCAUUCUAGCUCUUCAAGUUUAAUUUAGUCAUUAUUUGUGGGUUUUGAAUUCUCGGCCUUUUUUAUUGUUAUCAAGUUGACAUCGGUGCAAGUGUACUAUACGUACAAAUACAAUUUCAGAGGAAAUGAAGAGCUAAGGUGUUGCCCCGAUAGCACUACUCUUGGGGAAAGUUCUUGUAACAAGCCAGCCUUAUGUAAUGUGUGGUGCCUGCUUAUGUAGUAAGAGAUAAAAAAGACUAUUAUUGUACAUACCCUAUAGUAUGAACAAAGCCAAAUUUGAUCUCAAGUGACUCGAAGCAAAUCAAUAGUAAAUGGCGUGCAAAGAAAAAAAUUUGGUUUAUUACGAAAUAAAGUGAUAUGCCUA